AUGACGUUUGUUUAUGGAGACCCUGUACUUGAACGAAGAGAACAGGUUUGGGAACGUCUUACGUGUUUCUCAACAAUAAGAAAUGGACUCUGGUUCAUGAUAGGAGAUUUUAAUGAGAUAACUAAUCACAAUGAGAAAACAGAAGGACGACAACGCCCUGAUAGCUCGUUUCUACCUUUUAGACAAAUGCUAAGUGAUUGUGGCAAGAGAGCACGUGGAGCCACUGUUAGAUGCCGCCUUGAUAGAGCUGUUGGAAAUGAGGACUGGUGGCUGGACAAUGUGGAACUGAGGCAAGUGAUUCUUGACGGAUGGAAAUCUCCAGGCCUACCCCAAAAUGCUAGUAUUAUGGAGCACAUUUCGAGUUGUCGUAAAGCAUUGGGGGAGUGGAGGAGACAGCAUAAUCUGAAUUCGGCAAAGCAAGUGGAGGAGCUAAAGGAGAAGGUGGAGAGCCUGUACUCGAAUGAUGAUGCUACAACAGAAGAAAUAACUGAAGCUUUGAAGGAAUUGGCUGAUGCUCUUAAAGCAGAGGAGAUGUUCUGGAAGCAAAAAAGCAGGGAUGAGGAGGGACUAGUAGCCAUUGCUACUAGCUACUUCAGACAAAUCUUUGAGUCCUCUAAUCCAGAGGACAUAGAAGAAGUGCUUUCAGAGGUCUCUACAACCAUUACUAGAUCAAUUAAUGAUGAUCGCACUGCUCCGGUUACUGAAUGGGAAGUCAAAUUAGCCCUCUUCACUAUGCACCCGGAAAAGGCGCCUGGCCCGGAUGGGAUGACAGCUAUCUUCUAUCAGAAAUUUUGGGAUAUCAGAUUAAGGAAAGUUCUACCUGAUAGAAUUUUGGAAACCCAGUCAGCCUUUGUUGCUGGAAGACAGAUAUCAGACAAUAUUAUGAUUGCACAAGAGAUGUUCCAUGCGCUGAGAACUAAACCAAGUGGGAGAAAUAAAAGGAUGGCCAUUAAGAAAGACAUGAGUAAAGCAUACGAUAGGAUGGAGUGGUCUUUUAUUGAAGCAGUUAUGCGUAAAAUGGGAUUUUCUGAAGUUUGGAUCAUUUGGAUAAUGAGGUGCAUCACAAUGGCAGAGCCCCGUGAAUGUGAAGAAGUGAUGGAAGUGGUCAGGAAAUAUGAGAAAGCAUCAGGACAGUGCAUCAAUUUUGACAAAUCCUCCUUACUCUUUGGUAAGAGGGUUGGCGCAAACCUUAGACAACAAAUCAAGGAUAAACUGGGGAUACAGAAUGAGGGAGGUAUGGGAACAUAUCUUGGAAUCCCAGAAGAUAUCAGCGGAUCUAAAUGUAAGCUCUUUGCGUUCCUUAAGAAAAAAUUAAUGCAUAGAGUGAAUGGAUGGACGGGGAGGUGGAUGUCAAAAGGAGGGAAGGAAGUUCUGAUUAAAUCUAUACUGUUAGCACUCCCGACGUAUGUUAUGUCUACCUUUUUGCUCCCGUUGGAGAUUUGUGAGAACCUCGCGAGUGCCAUUGCACAAUUCUGGUGGAGAAAAAAUCCACCAAAGAGAGGAAUUCAUUGGGCUAAAUGGAAAAAGAUGUGUUUACCAAGAGAAGAGGGAGGGAUUGGUUUCCGUAUGAUCCAUGAGUUUAAUCUGGCUCUAUUAGCCAAACAACUUUGGCUGCUAGUCCAGUUCCCGGACUCGUUGGUAGCUCGAGUAUUGAGAGGAAAGUAUUAUAGAAUGAGUUCGCCAUUGCGAUUGCAUUCUGUGAGUAGUCCAUCCUACGUCUGGACCAAUAUAUCUGUGGCAAGAAAACUACUACUAUUGGGGAUUAGGAAAAAGAUUCAUUCUGAAUAUGAGGUUAAGGUUUGGGAGAAUCCUUGGAUUCCUACUACACCAACUAGGCCGGCUAGACCAAUUGCUCCAAUCCUACAUCCAAAUUUGAGAGUUAGUGAUCUCAUUAAUGGCGAAACAAGGGAGUGGGAUGAUGGACUACUAGAAAUGUAUGUUAACCCAGAUGAUAUAACCUUCAUUAAGAGUUUGGCCAUAAGCUCAACUCACCACCGAGACUCCUUCUGCUGGAACUAUACCAGAAAUGGCCAAUACACAGUUAAAUCGGGAUAUCGGGUAGCACGGAACCUAAUGAGGAACGAUGAAGAGAAGGAGAUCCUGGAACCCAACAUAACAAAACUCCAAGCCUUUGUUUGGAAAGUAAAAGCGCCUCAGAAGAUGUGUCACCUUAUGUGGCAACUGUUAACAGGACAAGUUGCUGUAACAAGGAAUCUAGUACGUCAGAACAUGAGAUGUGAUAAUUACUGCCCAAGAUGUGGAGAGCCAGAAGAAACGGCUACUCAUGCCAUAUUUGAAUGUCCUCCAGCUCUGCAAGUAUGGAAGAAUGACAUUGCUGUACCAGAGCUUGACAGAGACCUUUAUCCUUGGAUAAUCUGGUAUAUCUGGAAGGCCCGAAAUGAUAAAAUAUUCAGGGGAAUAGAUAGAGAUCCUAUUGAGCUAGUUAGAUAUGCUGAAAGUGAAUGUCAGGCUUGGUUUAAUGCAAAUGAGAGGGCACCGGGCACCCCACAAGAGCUUCAAAAUGAGGAAUCCCAAGUCAUAUGCUUGGAUAAUAUAUGUAUGGUGGAUGGAUCAUGGACUUCCAUGGCACAGUUUAGUGGUUGUGGUUGGGUCUGGAAGGAUAGCUUAGGACAGAUACAACUAAUGGGAAUGCGCAACUUGAGUAGGAGAAAGGCUGCUUUACAUUUGGAAGUGGAGGCACUGUGGUGGGCAAUGGAGAGCAUGCUUCUACAUUCUUCGUGUCAGAGCUUUGGAACAGAUUGCAAAGAUCUAAUUGCAAUGAUACGAGAACCUCAAGAUUGGCCAAGCUUUGCAACUGAAUUGGAGGCAAUAAAGACGCUCCAGCUAUGUUUCCCGGACUUCAAGAUCUCUUAUAUCCCGCGAGCACAAAAUGGAAUAUCUGAUUAG
This is a messenger RNA of Brassica oleracea var. oleracea, 2907 nucleotides long. RefSeq lists its product as uncharacterized. Bases 1 to 2907 code for a protein of 968 amino acids. The transcript is spliced from 7 exons. The record is from RefSeq and is a predicted model, not a curated record. NCBI's taxonomy places the organism in Eukaryota, Viridiplantae, Streptophyta, Magnoliopsida, Brassicales, Brassicaceae. Gene Ontology annotation, molecular function: nucleic acid binding; RNA-DNA hybrid ribonuclease activity.